Rotaria sordida is the source of this 822-nucleotide messenger RNA. Lineage: Eukaryota; Metazoa; Rotifera; Eurotatoria; Philodinida; Philodinidae. The record is from the annotation of a GenBank genome assembly.
AUGAGAUCUAUUUUAGUAAGACUUGUUGGUGCAUCGAAAAUCUUUCAAGCUGUUUGUCGAGAUAUGAUUUAUUCUCGUUUAAAAUAUUUUGCUGUUAAUAAUGGAAAAUCUAAUAAACCAAUACGAACAUAUGUCCUAAUAUAUUUUGUUGCUGUUUCAUUUACUGCUAUUGAUAAAGAAAAUUCUUUGAAUAUUUCUUGUUUUUCAAAUAAAUUUUCAUAUCUUUUAAAGAUUUUUGUAGAAAUUAAUUGGGGUUCAUCUGUUCAAGCUAGAGCAUAUCGACGAGCACAAGAUGCAACUCAUAAAUUAGAUAAUAUUCAAAGGCAUGUGAAAAAUUUUCGACCACAAAUAUUAGUUUUAACCGGGAAUCCAAUUUAUCGUCCAACAUUAGUUGAUCUUUGUUCGUUAGUUACUUAUGGACAUAGUUUAAUGAUAAUGUGGAAAUGUGAUUUUAGUAAAACAUGGUUAAAAAAUCAUACAGUUAAAGUAUUUUAUCAAACAGUUGUUGCACUAACUGUUCGACAAGGAGUAAUAUCAUUAUUUCAAUGUGUAGAUAAAUUGCGACCAAAUGUCGUUGUUCUUGGUUUUAAAAAUGAUUGGUUAAUAAAAGCAGAGGCAGCUAUUGAUUAUUUUAAUAUAAUUCAUGAUGCAUUACAUCUUAAAUAUGGUAUUGGAAUUUUAAGAUUAAAAACUGGACUUGAUUUUAAUUCAGCUGAUGAUGAUAAUGAUGAUGAUGAUGUCGAUGAUGAUGAAGAAUCAACAAUAUUUAACUCAUUACGUGUGUCAAUAUCACAAAAUAAUAAUAAUAUUAAUAAUACAUGA